ACCAUGGCAGGCCCGAGCCCAGGAGCGGCGCUGGAGUCCCCACGGCAGCUGUUGGGUCGCGUUCGCUUUCUGACGGAGGCAGCACGGAGCCUCCGCGCCGGGCGGCCACUGCCGGCAGCGUUGGCUUUCGUGCCGCGUGAGGUGCUGUACAAGCUUUACAAGGACCCGGCGGGACCGUCGCGCGUGUUGCUGCCAGUGUGGGAAGCAGAGGGCAUGGGGCUGCGUGUGGGUGCCGCCGGCCCUGCCCCGGGUACCGGCUCCGGGCCGCUCCGCGCUGCCCGCGACAGCAUCGAGCUCCGGCGUGGCGCCUGCGUACGCACUACGGGAGAGGAGCUGUGCAACGGCCACGGGCUCUGGGUGAAGCUGACUAAGGAGCAGCUGGCAGAGCACUUGGGUGACUGCGGGCUGGACGAAGGAUGGCUGUUGGUGUGCCGCCCGGCGGAAGGCGGGGCCCGUCUCGUGCCCAUCGACACCCCCGACCACCUCCAGCGGCAGCAGCAGCUUUUCGGUGUAGACUACCGGCCAGUGCUCAGAUGGGAGCAAGUAGUGGACCUGACAUACUCACAUCGACUGGGAUCGAAGCCUCAGCCGGCGGAGGCUUACACGGAAGCUCUACAAAGGCUGCUCUAUGUGCCCCCAACAUGGACCUACGAGUGCGACGAGGAUCUGAUCCACUUCUUGUUCGACCACCUGGGCAAGGAGGAUGAGAACCUGGGUAGCGUGAAACAGUAUGUGGAGAGCAUAGACGUUUCCUCCUACACGGAGGAGUUCAAUGUGACCUGCCUGACUGACAGCAAUGCAGACACCUACUGGGAGAGUGAUGGGUCCCAGUGCCAACACUGGGUACGGCUUACUAUGAAGAAAGGCACCGUGGUCAAGAAGCUGCUACUCACUGUGGAUACCACAGAUGACAACUUUAUGCCUAAGCGGGUGGUGGUCUAUGGUGGUGAAGGGGACAACCUGAAGAAGCUGAGUGAUGUGAACAUUGACGAGACCUUGAUCGGUGAUGUCUGUGUCCUGGAGGAUAUGACUGUCCACCUCCCAAUCAUUGAGAUCCGAAUUGUUGAAUGCCGAGAUGAUGGGAUUGACGUGCGUCUUCGAGGGGUCAAGAUCAAGUCAUCUAGGCAGCGGGAACUAGGGUUGAAUGCAGACCUGUUCCAGCCCACCAGUCUGGUGCGAUAUCCACGCCUGGAAGGCACUGACCCAGAAGUACUGUACCGCAGAGCUGUUCUUUUACAGAGAUUCAUAAAGAUCCUGGACAGUGUCCUACACCACCUGGUACCUGCCUGGGACCACACAUUGGGUACCUUCAGUGAGAUUAAGCAAGUGAAACAGUUCCUGCUGCUGUCACGUCAGCGGCCCAGCCUGGUGGCCCAGUGCUUGCGUGACUCAGAAAGCAGCAAGCCCAGCUUCAUGCCACGUCUAUACAUCAACCGACGCCUUGCCAUGGAGCACCGUGCCUGCCCCUCAAAGGACCCUGCCUGCAAGAAUGCUGUCUUCACUCAGGUUUACGAAGGCCUCAAGCCCUCUGAUAAAUAUGAGAAGCCCCUGGACUAUAGGUGGCCCAUGCGCUAUGACCAGUGGUGGGAGUGUAAAUUCAUUGCAGAAGGCAUCAUUGACCAAGGAGGUGGUUUCCGUGAUAGCCUAGCUGACAUGUCAGAAGAGCUGUGCCCUAGCUCGGCGGACACCCCGGUGCCUCUGCCCUUCUUUGUACGCACAGCCAACCAGGGCAAUGGUACCGGUGAAGCCCGGGACAUGUAUGUGCCCAAUCCAUCCUGUCAAGACUUUGCCAAGUACGAGUGGAUCGGACAGCUGAUGGGGGCUGCCCUUCGGGGUAAGGAGUUCUUGGUCCUGGCUCUGCCUGGCUUUGUAUGGAAGCAGCUCUCUGGUGAGGAGGUGAGCUGGAGCAAGGAUUUCCCAGCGGUGGACUCUGUGUUGGUGAAGCUCCUAGAAGUAAUGGAAGGCAUGGACAAGGAGACGUUUGAAUUUAAGUUUGGAAAGGAGCUAACAUUCACCACGGUACUAAGUGACCAGCAAGUCGUGGAGCUGGUCCCUGGGGGUGCAGGCAUCGUGGUGGGAUAUGAGGACCGUUCUCGUUUCAUUCAACUGGUGCAGAAGGUGCGGCUAGAGGAGAGCAAGGAGCAGCUGGCAGCCAUGCAGGCAGGUCUGCUGAAGGUGGUGCCACAGGCUGUGCUGGACUUGCUGACCUGGCAAGAGUUGGAGAAGAAAGUAUGCGGGGACCCUGAGGUCACAGUGGAUGCACUGCGCAAGCUCACCCGAUUUGAAGACUUCGAGCAAUCUGACACGAGGGUGCAGUAUUUCUGGGAGGCACUGAACAACUUCACCAAUGAGGACCGGAGCCGCUUCCUGCGUUUUGUCACAGGCCGAAGCCGCCUGCCAGCACGGAUCUACAUCUACCCAGACAAGCUAGGCUAUGAAACUACAGAUGCACUACCAGAGUCUUCCACCUGCUCCAGCACCCUCUUUCUACCGCACUAUGCCAGCGCCAAGGUUUGUGAGGAGAAGCUCCGCUAUGCUGCCUACAACUGCGUUGCCAUUGACACAGACAUGAGCCCUUGGGAAGAGUGA
Molecule: messenger RNA, 2589 nt
Organism: Chrysochloris asiatica (Cape golden mole)
Lineage: Eukaryota; Metazoa; Chordata; Mammalia; Afrosoricida; Chrysochloridae
Gene: HECTD3
Product: HECT domain containing E3 ubiquitin protein ligase 3
Exons: 21
Coding region: 4-2589 (861 amino acids)
Molecular function (GO): ubiquitin-protein transferase activity
Source: RefSeq, a predicted model, not a curated record